AUGUUAUCGAGACAUCCCAUCAGCGGCCGCAAAGUAAAGCCCACGUUCGGAAUGCCAUCUUGGUGUUUGGAUCCAGGUUUUCGGUUUCUAGCGUAUCUUCGAGCUAUCCGGGGACACACCCUGUGGAAUUAUUCAUCACAGAUAACAGUAACAGACGAAUUCAGACUUGAUCACGUGGAUCAGGUGUCGCCUCUACUUGAUUGCCUUUUCAACGGCAUUGGCCUGCGCGACGAGUAUUUUCUCUUUGCUUUCGGAUUGAGCAUGAGCGUCCGCUUGUCCGAGACUACUUUGUUAAGAUGCGUUGCACAAUUUCGCCAUGAUCUUCUACGAAGAGCUAAAACAAGCGGUUCCUUGCUUCACGACCCAAAAAGGCUUGACCUUUUCAAACACGGACACGAAGACAUAAUCACAGAUUUCAUAGACAGCCUUGGCGGACAGUUCUACAGUCAUUUAGUUGCAGAAAUUGCCAUCGAGCCCGCCCUGAACAAGGGCCUCUCCAUCCCGGCUGUGCACGAACCGGUCCUAUGGAGCAUGAUGACAGCGUCGUUCAUCAGGUGGAUGUCUUUGAAAUAUGGAUUAGUCUCUGAACGCCGGCGCGUCUACCUUUUAGCUACAAGAAUAGACCGAUCUGCCUCAUUCCUUAGUAGGAUGGAUAUUCCACGAGCGGAGAGCCCACAUUUGAUCUCUGCACGGUUGAAGGGAUGCCUUUUGGGUACAUUUUAUCAUUGGGCACUCUUGAUCAAGCGUGAUGAUGGACAUCUGAGAGAAUCGAUACUCUGCCAGUUGACAGUCUCUCGUGGCCGUGUUCGAUUGGAUGCAACAGAGAACCCUACACUCGAGGAAGGUGUCUUGGAAAAUGCGAGGUUUAUUGGAUUCACAAUGUGUUCCAACAACCUGAUCAGGGAUCAAGCGCGCCAAGUCCUCCAUAGCAUGCCAGUCGCCUACAAUGUCAUGAACAACAACUGCCAGACAUUUUGCAGCCGGUUAUUGGAACGCAUCCAGCACGUGACCAGUUCUUCUGAGCUGUACACGGGUCGAGGAAAUAUCCAUGUGGAAGCGUUCGAUCACAUCGUGACGCGACGAGCGAUUGAGCUCGUCUGCCACACCAUCGCGGUGGAACGAGAGAGCAGCAAAGCAGUGACCCACAGUGUCGACGUGGCCCCUUCGAGUCUGAAUGCGGUUAUUCUCGUCGUAAUGAAUGGGCUGACGCUUAUUGUUUUGUACUGGUCUUACAAGCAGCUCAGCGGGUGGCUCUACUCUCUGCUCGUGCUGGCUCUGGCCUUGAACAGUCUUUAUGGCAAUUCUGGGCUGUUCCGCCUACUACACAACCGGGCACCCGGUGAGGAGGCUUGCGAGAGCGACGAUAUGGCUAAAUUAGCAAAACUAGUGAUGAAGCACUCCGCUCGCAAGAGCAUUGGGUACUAG
Molecule: messenger RNA, 1425 nt
Organism: Pestalotiopsis fici W106-1
Lineage: Eukaryota; Fungi; Ascomycota; Sordariomycetes; Amphisphaeriales; Sporocadaceae
Exons: 3
Coding region: 1-1425 (474 amino acids)
Source: RefSeq, a predicted model, not a curated record